This is a messenger RNA of Rhipicephalus sanguineus (brown dog tick), 3789 nucleotides long. RefSeq lists its product as uncharacterized. Lineage: Eukaryota; Metazoa; Arthropoda; Arachnida; Ixodida; Ixodidae. The record is from RefSeq and is a predicted model, not a curated record. The coding region runs from base 70 to 3747 and encodes 1225 amino acids. The transcript has 8 exons.
UAUUCCUAGGUCGUAACCGACUGCAGACGCCACAUCGUCGGCUCUAUGCGCAAAGCAUAACACCGAGGCAUGGACAACGCUGAAGAGCUCUGGAAAGUUAAACGAAGUCGCGAGCGCUAUGGUUCAAACAGUGAGCCGCCACCUAAGAGCGCGAAGGAAGGAAGCGAUGGGCGUGCGCUUUUUACCAGUGAAGACAUCCAGAAGAUGAUGAUGACCGCCUUGCCUGGGAAUACUAGUACGUUGGCUACCGUAAAGGAAGAACGGCCGCAGGAGUAUACAGACUGGCUUUCGAAAUGGAUGACCGGUGGAUCACAGUCCGUAAGCAGACAAGUCCAGCGACCCAGCCCCCAGUCGACGAGUAGACACUCUAAGCCAUGCACAAUUAGCAGGAGCCCUUAUAAUGAAUGUAAUAAGGCAAGCACUCGGGGAGAAGAGCCCAUCUCGAUGGUGUCUUCCACCCCAUCGUCGAAGCCCGCUGGCAUCAGUCGAAGACGACUUGGUACAGAGAACACAACUGACGUUUCAGGAGAACAUUAUCUCAGCAAAAAUGGUGUUAAUGCACCAGGGGCGCUUUCGCCCAAGACAUCGACAAAUGCGAGAAGUACGGCGGAAGAAGACACCGUAAGACCCGGUUCAGAGGAACAAGUUGCACCUAUGGGGGAAAGUUCUGACGAACAAGGCCGGCUGGACGAGCGCCUUCGCCAUUUGCGUUCUCGGUGGCGGGCUGCGCAGCGAAUUCUGGACGAGAUAGGCGCUCGGCUAAGCAGGCCUGCUGGAUCACGUGAUCACAGAGACGCUCCCGCCGUUGAAGCUUACAGGGAACAGCGGUGGAAUAAUGCCCAAUACAAAAGGAGGGCUGUUUCCGAAUCGAGGGAGUCCACGGCGGCGGCUCGCAGACCGGCUAGUUCACGCUCCCAGCCCGAUAGCCCAAUGGAAGAAAGUCCGGGUACUCCCACAUUGUUCGACGGGGUGUUCAAGCGGCCGCAACCAGUGUCCAGGGAGCCUCGACGCACGCGAACGCAGCCGCAUACUUCGAAGACUACGGCUCCAAGCUCUGCAGUCGCAACGAGAACUGCGCGCACAUUGGAGGAGAUCACGAAUGUUGGCAACAAAUCGCCAGAAGCACCGGCUGCCUCCGUUUCGCCUUACCUGACAGGCUUCUCCGUGUUUCUGCACGAAGAGUGCGCGAGCGUCUUUCCACAACCACGAAGCUUCGAAUAUCUCGUUCUGGACGUUCGUCGCGCCAUCUACGAGGAGUCGGCGGCGUCGCUGGACUCGUGGUGUUCUCACAGCGAGCAGGUACCCUGCUGGCUCCUGACCUUCCAGGGCACCCUGACCAGAUUUCUGCUUUUUUAUGACAUUGAGAUUGCGGAGAUUCAUCUUGGAACCUACUCGCUGCAUCACGUCGACAGCGACUUUCCAAAGCGAGCAGACGCAGAGGCGAUCCUUGACAGAGCACGCGAAAUGCGCACAGAGCCUGGGCAGUUCCUCCACGAGCGAGAGUGUCUGAUCACGUGGCUUAUGCGUGUGCACCGGUGCCUUCGACGCGUGCGUCUGGACCUCACUGAGGUGGCCGAGUCUCCCGGCGAGUUCUGCCGGGGGUAUCGGCUCCACGAAGGCUACAAGGUUCUCGAACUCGGAGUCAGUGGAAGGACCCUGCUUAGUGGCCGCCACCUCUUCUCCUUCCUCGGCCACGUGACCCAGCUUACCGAGCUGUCGCUCUUCGGUCUGUACCUGAUGCACCCGGAUGACAAUUGCCGCCUCGCCGCGCUGGUUGCGACCAACAUGUUCCUCCGGAAGCUCUCACUGAAGCGUUGCCAAAUUGCCGACAGAAACUUGGACGGACUUAUCGAAGCGGCCAAGGGUUUGCCGCUCCUUGAGUGCUUCUCCAUCUCUCUGCUAAAUCCCGGACUGUGGAUCGAACGAAGCCAGCAACUGUCGCGACUGCUGGCGGGAACUGGGUGUAGGCGUCUAAGGCAGGUCCACUUUGGAGUUGCCUGUGACCUGGAGCCAAUGUUGGAACGCUUAGGCGAAAACAAGAAAGUCAUCGAAGUCCAGAUCAAUCAUGAGCUUACCACGUCUUCGGAGCUCAUGAAGCUCUGCGACCUAGCCGAGCUCAACACUCACCUGAAGCGCCUUUCUCUGCCUAUCGACAUGGAGUCGGCCCUUCCAACCCGCUAUUACCAGUUCAUACUGAGAAAGUUCAUAGCAAACGCCCGAAUGGAAGUUCUGAAUUUGGAGAAUUCGUUCAUCACGACGCGUGGCGUUAAAGCCAUAGCGGAAGGUCUUAAGAAAAACGGCGUUAAGGAAACUCCACAACUGCCUUCCGAAGUACGGGCCACUGCGAAUCAGGAUGGUCGACAACGGUAUCUAAAGGAGCUACACCUCAGAAGCGACAAGCUUACUUGCGAGCACCUGGAUAUUCUUGUGGAUGCACUGGAUGCCAAUAGGACUCUCGAAGUCCUCGAGGUUGGUCGAGUGCUGCCUACGCCAUUAGUUAGUCACGCUGACGUGACGCGGAAGAUUAUCGACCACGCCUUUCGACAGCGUCAGCACACAGCGAGUUCCCAGAAAAGCAACCCCGCGGCCACUGUACGCGUUAACAAAGUGUACUUCGCUGAAGAAUUUCAGCUUCUAAUCUUUGCCGUCCGCAACGAUGUGACAUUCCGCAAGUUGAAUCUUUCAUUUUGCGAUUCUCCCACAGAAACGCUCAAAAGUCACUCGUUUGAUUUCAGCCACCUUCUAGCACUGUUACCCUUCUUCGCAGUAGCAGACACGCUGGAGAGCUUGGAGAUAGACGUGUCUUUGCCCGGGAUCGUCGACGUCGCUUUUAUGGGCCUGUCUCUGCUCGCCGCCACGAGCAACAAUCUGACUGAGCUCAGCGUCACUUUGGCGGACACGUGUUGCGAGUUCGCCUCCAUCCUACUGUUCCAAGGGCUCGCUUCCAGCGUCUCGAUUCGCUCGCUCACCAUGAGUGGAUGGGCGUUGAAGCAUCCAGUGCCAAUCUGGUUCCAUCGCUUCUGCCGAAUGAACGAGAGCCUCCGGAAGCUUCACGUUCAUAUCACAUGCCUGGAAGCCGACGACAACACCACGUUCUACGAAGAGCUGCCCGACGCCCUCACGGAGUGCCGCUGGCUCGUGGACUUCAGGCUCACGUGCGGCAAGUUGCGCGAGCCCAUCUUCAUUCCCGAAGUGCUAUCCACUAUCAGGAGAAACCAGCGAGUGCAACCACGGGCAGUUAAAGUUGUCUCAACUGCUGAGUGCGCGCCCCAACGAGUGGUCAAGAUUUUCGACAGAAAGCUCACUCUCGAUAUGGGCGUCAAGCUGCGGCGCUCGAUGGACGUUCCUGAGUUCAAGCAGCACAUUUUGGAACGGUGCAUGUGUUCCACGGAAACGAUUGACCGUGCGAUAGAGACGACCAGGAGGUUGGUGUCUAGCACUUUGGGCCAUCGGGCCAAAGUUCACCGCAGGGUGAGCACGCUAGGUUCCGAUCCGAAUGUCAGUGACACAGUCCGGUCAGGCGAUAUGGACGAAGCCACUCAAGAACGCCUUUUCAGAAGCUUGCGUGUUCGUGAUGCUUGGAUUUGGGAUUGUGGUGACGGUAAUGUUGAUCAUUACCAGAUGAGAAUCUCGAUGAUAAGCCAUAUGAUGAGGACGAUUUAUAAUGAAGAGCAGAAACGCUAUCAAGACCCCUUGAGCGAACUACAAGACUCAGUUGAAGACAUUAUAGAUGUGGAGUCACUCUGAAAAUGCUUUCAAUGUUGCUAUAUUGUCUAUCAGCUCCAAAUA